Messenger RNA from Trichoderma virens Gv29-8, 706 nucleotides. RefSeq lists its product as uncharacterized. The transcript is spliced from 3 exons. Gene Ontology annotation, biological process: positive regulation of TOR signaling; cellular response to amino acid stimulus; endosomal transport. Gene Ontology annotation, cellular component: membrane raft; late endosome membrane; Ragulator complex. The record is from RefSeq and is a predicted model, not a curated record. Lineage: Eukaryota; Fungi; Ascomycota; Sordariomycetes; Hypocreales; Hypocreaceae. The coding region runs from base 135 to 626 and encodes 163 amino acids.
GGAGCAACAAAAACCACGCACGUUGCUCGAGACUUUUGCUGCGUGCUUUGGAAACAUGAUAUGAAUACGGCGGCGACUUUCCUGCAUCCGAUAAACGCGUCAAUCAACCCGCGCCGCCCGCGCGACCCGACAUCAUGGGUCUCUGCCAAUCAUGCCUAGGACGGCGCCAGAAGGACGUCUACGAUGAGAGCGAAGAGAAUCGGCUCCUGUACGAUGAUCCAAACGGGAUGCAGUACGGCAGCUUUGGCGACGCCGCGCUCAAUGGAGAAGGCGACACUGCAGAGGUCCAGCGAGAGAACGAGGCGCUUCAGCGAGUAGUCGCAAAGACAUCCAACAACAUGGUCGACAUCUUCGAAAUCGCUCCGCAAGACUCUACCGGCCGAACUUCAACGACGACGCUAUUCGCUUACGCUGGCCAAGGUGCUCGUGUGGCACGCUAUCACCAUCUCGUAUCGAAACUCAGCACGCAUGAGGACAGCCCUCCUGCCGGCAUCAAAGUUGACUGGCUUGCCGACGAGGAUGCGAGCGAACUACACGGCGAUCGCCCUGCCAGCCUAAGAACACUCGACGAUGACGAUGCGGCGCUUGUCGGGACCUUUGCAGAUGCGGCCGCGGCCAUGAAGUGAAUUGUGAUUCCUCGGUGUUUCUUUGCCAAUAAGACAUGACGGGUGAAAAAUGGUGCAGCGGGGUGUCAGGUGGACAAAUG